Ornithodoros turicata is the source of this 1217-nucleotide messenger RNA. RefSeq names its product cathepsin B-like. Gene Ontology annotation, molecular function: cysteine-type endopeptidase activity. The record is from RefSeq and is a predicted model, not a curated record. Gene Ontology annotation, biological process: regulation of catalytic activity. NCBI's taxonomy places the organism in Eukaryota, Metazoa, Arthropoda, Arachnida, Ixodida, Argasidae. Gene Ontology annotation, cellular component: lysosome. The coding region runs from base 39 to 1049 and encodes 336 amino acids. The transcript has 7 exons.
CGAUUCUAUCAAACCGUGUUUGUUGUAGUUUACCGGAGAUGUUGAAGUUUGCGGUGCCUCUAUGCGCUUUGGUGGCCGUCGCCUGGUCACAUGCCGUCGUUCCCGACGGCCUCCAUCCGACAUCGGAUGAGAUGAUCGAUUUCAUCAACAACCUCAACACGACUUGGACGGCUGGCCGCAACUUCGACAAGUCCAUCAGUUUGGAAUAUCUCCGAGGUCUGAUGGGCGUCCACCCGAUGUCGGUCAUGCACCGUCUGCCGACAAUCGAGCACGACGUCGACCCGGAUGAUCUUCCCGAUAGCUUCGACGCCCGUCAGAAAUGGAGUCACUGUCAUUCCAUCGGAGUCAUCAGGGACCAAGCUUCUUGUGGAUCCUGCUGGGCGUUCGGAGCAGCGGAAGCCAUAUCGGACCGUGUUUGCAUUCACAGCCACGGGAAGAUCCAAGUGAACAUUUCAGCGGAAGAUCUGGUGGACUGCUGCGAUACAUGCGGAUUUGGGUGCAAUGGCGGGAACCCUGGUGCGGCCUGGGAGUACUGGAAAGAUGAAGGUCUUGUGACUGGCGGCCUCUACGGUACCGAGGACGGCUGCAAGCCCUACUCAAUCCCUCCCUGCGAACACCAUGUCAAGGGCAAGCGACCACCUUGUACGGAAGUCCAGACUCCGAGGUGCCAAAAGAAAUGCCGCGAUGGGUACGAGAAGACCUACCAAGAGGACAAACAUUAUGGUCAAACAGCUUACUCCGUUGGAUCAGACGAAGACCAGAUUAAGGCAGAGAUCUACAAAAACGGUCCAGUGGAAGCUGAUUUCUUCGUCUAUGCCGAUUUCUUGAACUACAAAUCCGGUGUGUACCAACACCAGACCGGCGAAUACGUUGGCGGCCAUGCAAUUAGAAUCCUGGGAUGGGGCACAGAACAGGGUGUGCCCUACUGGCUGGUGGCCAACUCGUGGAACACCGACUGGGGAGACAACGGCUACUUCAAGAUCCUGCGGGGCUCCGAUGAAUGCGGUAUUGAAGACGACGUCAUUGCUGGAAUUCCACGGAACGAAUAAAAUGCUUGCGUAUGUCUAGCUUUAUCACGAAGACUCAUGGCAUGUUGCUAACAUUAAGCACGCGUCAUCACGAUGCAAGCAUGUGUGAGCGUGAGUGAACACAGCCGUACAUAGACAUAAUACUGGUACGACAAUAUUAGAGGAAAAAAUAAAACAACUUUAUUAGUG